UGGUUACAGUCUCACUGACUGAAGCACCGCUGCUCGCGACAACAGUCAGCUGGGGAGAGACAGGCGUUUGCGCGCGCACGUGCCGACCAACCGGGAAGCGAAGCGAAGCGCAAGCUGAGCAAGACCCCGUACAACAGUACAAAGUCGAGGAGAUUUCUACCCACUACAUCCAUUCCGUCCCCAUCAUGGCCGACCCAGAGGCUGCGGAGGGCGAGGGGGGCGCGCGAGGCUUCGCCAGGCAGGGCGCGCUGAGGCAGAAGAACGUGCACGAAGUGAAGGACCACAAGUUCAUCGCGCGCUUCUUCAAACAACCGACCUUCUGCAGCCACUGCACCGACUUCAUCUGGGGUUUCGGCAAGCAGGGCUUCCAGUGUCAAGUGUGCGGUUUCGUGGUCCACAAACGCUGCCAUGAGUUUGUUACUUUUUCAUGCCCUGGGGCCGACAAGGGCCCCGCAUCAGAUGACCCUCGAAGUAAGCAUAAGUUCAAGGUACACACAUACUCCAGCCCCACAUUCUGUGACCAUUGUGGUUCUCUACUGUAUGGGCUCAUACACCAGGGGAUGAAAUGCGACACUUGUAUGAUGAAUAUUCAUAAACGAUGCGUGGAGAAUGUUCCCAGCCUGUGUGGAACAGACCACACCGAGAGGAGAGGACGGCUGCAAAUCAUUGCUAGUAUCACAAAUAAUGUUCUCACCGUGACCAUCAAGGAAGCUCGUAACUUGGUGCCAAUGGAUCCAAACGGCCUGUCGGAUCCAUACGUGAAGCUUAAACUAAUUCCAGACCCAAAGAGCGAGAGCAAGCAGAAGACCAAAACCAUCAAGUGCUCCCUCAAUCCUACCUGGGACGAACACUUCAGCUUUAACCUCAAAGAUACAGAUAAAGACAGGCGUCUGUCAGUGGAGGUGUGGGAUUGGGAUCUGACCAGCAGAAAUGACUUCAUGGGGUCGAUGUCUUUUGGCAUCUCUGAGCUGCUGAAACAAGGAGUCGACGGAUGGUUUAAAUUGCUGGGCCAAGAGGAAGGGGAGUAUUUCAACGUUCCAGUUCCACCAGACGGAGAGGAGGGCAAUGAAGAACUGCGGCAGAAAUUUGAGAGAGCCAAGAUUGGCCCUGGCACUAAGAAUACAGAUGGCUCUUCAAAGAAUGACAUCUCCAAAUACGAUGCCAAUGGCAACCAAGACCGCGUCAAGCUCUCAGACUUCAACUUCAUCAUGGUGCUGGGCAAAGGCAGCUUUGGCAAGGUGAUGCUGGCCGAGUGCAAGGGCUCCGAUGAGCUGUACGCAGUCAAGAUCCUGAAGAAGGAUGUGGUCAUUCAGGAUGAUGAUGUGGAGUGCACUAUGGUGGAGAAGAGGGUUCUCGCUCUCUCUGGCAAACCACCCUUCCUCACCCAGCUCCACUCGUGCUUUCAGACCAUGGACCGUCUUUACUUUGUGAUGGAGUACAUCAACGGCGGAGAUUUGAUGUAUCAGAUACAACAAGUGGGAAAAUUUAAGGAACCCCAUGCUGUGUUCUAUGCUGCAGAAAUUGCCAUCGGCUUGUUCUUUCUUCAUUCAAAGGGCAUUAUUUACAGAGAUCUGAAGCUGGAUAAUGUGAUGUUGGACGCUGAAGGCCACAUUAAAAUUGCAGAUUAUGGCAUGUGCAAGGAAAACAUGUUUGAUGGGGCCACAACCAAAACCUUCUGUGGCACUCCAGAUUACAUUGCCCCAGAGAUCAUUGCAUAUCAGCCGUAUGGCAGGUCUGUCGACUGGUGGGCUUAUGGAGUUCUCCUCUAUGAAAUGCUGGCUGGACAGCCACCUUUUGAUGGUGAGGAUGAAGAUGAGCUUUUCCAGUCCAUCAUGGAGCAUCAUGUGUCUUACCCCAAAUCCAUGUCCAAAGAAGCAGUGGCUAUAUGCAAAGGGCUGAUGACCAAGCAUCCAGGGAAGCGUCUGGGCUGUGGACCGGAGGGAGAGCGAGACAUUAAGGAACAUGCUUUCUUCCGCUACAUGGACUGGGAAAAACUACAAAAUAAAGAAGUUCAACCUCCCUUCAAACCUAAAGCAUGCGGUCGAGACGCAGAGAACUUUGAUCGUUUUUUCACCCGCCAUCCUCCCGUCCUGACCCCUCCUGACCAGGAAGUGAUUCAAAACCUGGACCAAGAUGAAUUUCAGGGCUUCUCGUACAUUAAUCCAAAUUUUGCAUCUGUGAAAUCCAAGUAGCCAGUUUUAGCCAAGCUCAAAAUAGGGACCAAUGAGAUUACAGAUCUUCAAAAUUAGCCAAUGAGAGAGUUUGGCCAGAUUGAUGGACGUAGUUUUUGAUUCAUAUUGUUCCUUCCUGCUUAUUAUAUUUUGUUUGAUUUAAAAGGAUCAUGGAAAGAGAUUAACUUUACCUUUGUAAAAGAACCUAUAAGGAGUGUAUUUGUGGCAGCCUUGCGAGAUUCUGACUAUUUGAUGCUUAUAUAUCAUAGACUGUAGUUUUAUAGAUUUAAAAAAGAAUAAAUCCAGUGUUAUGGACACAUUUCACCCCAGAUAUUAUAUAUAUAUGAGAAUUUAAGAAAAAAAAAAAAAUGCACUCAAAUGCACUCAAAUGUGAUAAUGUGACAACACAACAAGAUUGGAAUUGUUUUAAAAAUAGGCUUAAUUUUAUUUAUUAUCAAUUUGUUUCUCAUUAUUUUCUUUUCAUUUUGGGGUGAAAUGUGACCUAGACCUGUCCUAGAGGUUUUGUGAGAUUCACUCAUUGUCUCGGAUCAAGCAUAUCUUUGGAAUAUUAAAUAUAGCUGUCAAAUCUAUCUUUCUCCCCACAUGCAAACGUGCACACAAAGUCCAUGCAUCUCAGAUGAACCAUUUACUGCUUAUUGAUCAGGAUGUUUACUGGGUCUCACCCCAUUUUAGUGCUUUUUUCGGUUGGGUGUUGUACGUGUGUUUGUGUGAAACUGUGCCAAGUCAGAGAAUAAAGUUUAAGAGCUGGUCAUGCAGCGUGUAGUUUUCCAACCAGAGCUGCUUGGAUACUCAUAACCACAUCCUUAAACCAACUGGAUGUGAUCGUGAUGUGACUACAACAACUUAAUUCCAGACAUGAUGAUGAUGUAACUACUUACAAGAGCAUAUCUUUUAUGUCAUUAUUCUGCCAAAUCUGUGAUGUAUGACUUGUUAUCUGUGCCUGGCAGUGUUUGGAUCAAAUUACUGUGAAACUGUGGACAGACUGUUUCUAUAGAGGAAAAUAUAUGAAUAUGUAUUUGGAAUAUAUUCAUGAUUUUUGUAUGUCUAUAUUUUGUUUCUUCUCUGUGUUUAUUCUCGCAUACACAACCAGUGCCGAAAUGUAGUCUCUGAAUACUGAUAUUUUAGGAUAUAUUAAAUAUGGUUAAUAAUAUG
Messenger RNA from Carassius auratus (goldfish), 3344 nucleotides. Its product is annotated as protein kinase C beta type-like. Lineage: Eukaryota; Metazoa; Chordata; Actinopteri; Cypriniformes; Cyprinidae. Bases 186 to 2192 code for a protein of 668 amino acids. The record is from RefSeq and is a predicted model, not a curated record. Gene Ontology annotation, biological process: protein phosphorylation. The transcript has 17 exons. Gene Ontology annotation, molecular function: diacylglycerol-dependent serine/threonine kinase activity; zinc ion binding; ATP binding.